AUGUCUUUUAGAGGUAACAAUUUGGAUACGUUUCCAACAGCAAAGCCUGGGUUCCAAGGUGCAUCGUAUGGCCAAGCGUCACAAUCUCACAAUGUUUCAGCUAAGGACAAGUACAGGCGAUUAUUUGAACAAUUCGCUAAAAGGGUUGAAGACUUAACGGAACAUCCAUUGGUCUUGAAAAUUAGGCCUUACACCCCAAUCAUUGCUAGAUUCUUUAUUGUUGCCACAUUUUAUGAGGAUUCGUUGAGAAUCAUUGCUCAAUGGUCAGAUCAAGUGUUUUAUUUAUGGAACUACAGACAUUUUCCUUACUACUUUGUCGUUUUCUUCUUAUUUUGCGUUGUGAUCUCUAUGUUUACAGGCGCCACGCUAUUAAUCUUGAGGAAACAAACCGUGUAUGCCACCAGUGCAUUGAUUUGUACCGUCAUUUUACAAGGUUUGGUUUACGGUCUGUUCACCGGAUCAUCUUUUGUCUUGAGAAACAUUAGUGUCAUUGGGGGUUUAUUGAUAGCAUUUGGUGACAGUAUUGUUACCAACAGGAUGACCUUUGGUAUGCUACCUGAAUUAGACAGUAAGGAUGGUAAAUUCAAAAAUUACUUGUUAUUGGCUGGAAGAAUUCUAAUGGUUUUGCUCUUUAUUACCUUUACUUUUACUAAGAGUUGGUUGACAGUUUUGUUGACGAUUGCAGGUACUGUUUGUAUCGCAAUUGGUUACAAGACAAAGUUCGCAUCUAUAAGUUUAGGUUUGAUUCUAGCGUUCUAUAACAUUACCGUCAACAACUAUUGGUUCUAUGGGUCUAGCAAAAGAGAUUUCUUGAAAUACGAAUUCUAUCAAAACUUAAGUAUCAUUGGAGGUUUAUUGUUGAUUGGCAACACUGGUGCUGGUCAAUUGUCAAUUGACGAGAAGAAAAAGAUCUACUGA
Molecule: messenger RNA, 918 nt
Organism: Kluyveromyces lactis
Lineage: Eukaryota; Fungi; Ascomycota; Saccharomycetes; Saccharomycetales; Saccharomycetaceae
Gene: ERV29
Product: protein ERV29
Exons: 1
Coding region: 1-918 (305 amino acids)
Cellular component (GO): membrane
Source: RefSeq, a predicted model, not a curated record